Messenger RNA from Cynara cardunculus var. scolymus (artichoke), 1340 nucleotides. RefSeq lists its product as uncharacterized. The coding region runs from base 29 to 1207 and encodes 392 amino acids. The transcript is spliced from 5 exons. The record is from RefSeq and is a predicted model, not a curated record. Lineage: Eukaryota; Viridiplantae; Streptophyta; Magnoliopsida; Asterales; Asteraceae.
UCCCUCCCUGUCGAAGAAUCAGCUAGCCAUGUCUAGUAACCUAUUCCAAGGGCUUCCUCCCCCUUCAGCACCACCGCCACCUCCUCCUCCGCCGGAGCAACCUGCUCCAACGUUGCUUCCUGCCACCGCCAAAGGUUCUCCAACUCGACCUGCCCCUGCUCUCAAGAGCGCCCUUAAACGUUCCAACCCUUCCGACUCCGACCCUCAAGCCACUGCUCCAAAGAAAAGCUUGAGGUUUAAAACGAUCGCUGACACUUCUGAAACGCAAGUCGUAAAUGCCAUGACAAAGAUAGCUUCACAUAUAAGCAAUGCUUCAAAAUUCAGCAAGGCAUCGAACCUUGCAAUACAGCUGAUCCAGGCUGGAAGCGUUAAACCUGGUAAUAGUGACUACUUCUUUGCCAUACUUGAAGCUGCAAUGUAUUCACCAACCACCUGUAAUAAUCCUCUGGUGAGGGCUGAUUAUCAUGCAUUGUUUUCAGCUUCACAGGACUUAAGCGAAUGCUUUACUCCGAAGCAAAGAAAGCAUUUGAGUGUGUGGACAAUCAGAGCUGUAAUGGCGAAUGAUCUCUUCACUGAUGAUAGUUUUGUGUUUUCCAAGGCUUGUGGGAGAAUCAAAGAUGCCAUCUCAAAUCUUCCUGUAGCAACAAAGGAUGAUGACAUGGAAGAAGCUGCUGCCCUGAAAGAUGAAUCAGAAGAACAUGCUUCCUUGAAUCAUAUACCUGAAUCAAGUGCCAAGGAAGAGUCUUCCGAUCCCUUUGGACUGGAUGCUCUGAUUCCAGAUUCAUCAACGAAAGAUGAAAAAGUAAAAGCCAAAUUAGAUGAUGAAGCAACAGCAUCUAAAAUAAGAAAAGAAGAAGAUGAAGAAGCUAAGAGAUUCUUGAAAUCAGAAAGAGAAGCAUUGAUUCUCUGUUUAGAGAUUGCUGCAAAGCGUUAUAAAAUCCCAUGGUGUCAAACAGUGAUAGACAUAACUGUGAAACAUGCUUUUGACAAUGUUGGGCGAUUUACAUCCAAACAGAGGAAUGCAAUCGAGAAACUAUGGGGUUCAAUAAGAGAGCAACACAAUCGAAGGAAGCAAGGAAAAUCUGUUUCUGGGAAGCUGGAUGUGAAUGCUUUCGAGUGGCUACAACACAAGUACUCAACCGAAAAGAUAAGUAUACGUCAUUCUGUUGGUGGCAAUACCCGUCGUGCCGAACAGUGGCUUGGCUGAUGCCAAUAUGGUAAUUGUUUUUCAGUUUUUGUUAUCAGAUAGAUCACAAGGACAACGUUCUGAAAUUGGAAAAUGCCCAUCGGGUUGUAUAACAUGCAUGCUCUCAUAUAUUUAUGUGGUCAGUUUCCUACUA